This is a messenger RNA of Callithrix jacchus (white-tufted-ear marmoset), 659 nucleotides long. Lineage: Eukaryota; Metazoa; Chordata; Mammalia; Primates; Cebidae. The record is from RefSeq and is a predicted model, not a curated record.
GCGGACGCCCAGGGCGCAUGCGCGGGACUUCCAGGCGCCGCCGGGCCCCCCGCCGCCAACCCGUUACUCUGCCGCGCUUACGGGAGCCUGGGCGUGGCUUGGCGGACCCCCAGCGCGCAUGCGCAGGACUUUCCGGGCGAACCCGUGGCCAACUGCCUCCAAAUGGGUGGCCGAGCUGGAAGCAGGCUGUAGGCCUCUCCCGGCGGCCAGUCAGUGCCAGGGCGGUGGGCGUGUCCAUGGAAGCCACGCCCCCGGCUGGGCCUGCAGCCGCAGCCUCCUCGGGCAGGUGGAGGAACUCAGCCAUCCCAGGUACCAGCAGCAGGAUGAAGUUCUCCUUUCCUCACAACCUUACUUCGUCCGCCCAGUGUCACAGCAGUGCCUUCAAGAUUCCUGUGUAUGUAGGCAAAGUUUUUGAGCCUUACCCUGACGCUGUGGCAGAGAGAGAGAUGAACGGGCGAUCCGAAAUAGAAGCAGAGAGUGGAGGUGUAGCUGAGGCAUUUUCGGAGGUGGAGAGUGCAAGAGACGUGGAACCAGAGACAGUCAUGGGCCCUUGCUGGUACCAGUGUGCAUGGCUAGGCCGUAUCACUCCCUGGAGCCAGAAAAAGGAAAGAGUGGACUUGCCUGAAGGACACAGGGCUUGUGCAGUGCUCAUCAACUGA